This is a messenger RNA of Dendronephthya gigantea, 936 nucleotides long. Its product is annotated as ciliogenesis and planar polarity effector 2-like. Gene Ontology annotation, molecular function: GTP binding; GTPase activity. The record is from RefSeq and is a predicted model, not a curated record. The coding region runs from base 35 to 877 and encodes 280 amino acids. NCBI's taxonomy places the organism in Eukaryota, Metazoa, Cnidaria, Anthozoa, Malacalcyonacea, Nephtheidae. The transcript has 8 exons.
UUUGUUUACUAAAUUUUGUUUACAACAAAAUGCAAUGUCUGAUCGGCGAAAAAAGAAUCGUUUGGUGCAGUACGAUUGGCUCGAGAGCCAAGAGGGCAAGGAGUUCCUUGGAAUAUUGCUGAGGCGUAAUAAACGUAGAAUUUUCGGACUACUAGAGCAGCCUGGAUUCCCAUCUGGGGUGACUCCAACAAUAAUACCAUUCAAGCUAUUAUUGUUGGGUAAAUCUUCUGUUGGAAAGACCAGCACAGUUGCUAAGCUAGCUGGAAAGGAACUUCCAACCAUGUAUAAUGAAACACCUGGUAUUCAAACAACUUUGAUUUACUGGCCUGUCAAGCUGUUAUCCUCAUCAAAUGUUGUGUUAUUUAAACUGCAUUUCUGGGAUGUUGGUGAUUAUGCUUUGAAAAAAUUUGACCAUAUUAAAACAGCUGGACAAUCAAAUAUGGAUGCCGUUGUAUUUUUCUUCUCGUUUAUAGAUAGAUCAAGUUAUGAUGAUUUGCCUUACCUAGUGACAAGAACUUGUGAUGAACUACAAGACAUAGCUAAAAUAACCAUCGGAACAAAGUUUGACCAAGUGCUCCAUAGUGAAGUUACCGAAGAAGAGCUUAGAGAUUUCCAAGAACAAUGGCAUAUUCCUAUUUAUAAAAUUUGUAACAAUGAAGGUCGCAAAUUAGCCGAUGGAAGUUUAGAUGGCAGAGCUGGGAUCGUGGAGGUGGCACCCAUCCUGAACGCGAUCACAGAAAUGCUAUGGAGACACGCGAAUGAAAAAAGAAAAGCCGUUCAAGAAAAAUCGCCAAAAAAGCGUCCGCCCGCAAGCAAUCCUGAUUCAAGCGCGACGAACAUAACUUCACAGGAUCACCACCAGAUAACUAAUAUUUAGAAAACAACAAAAAAAACUUCAAACAGAAUAUUUAUGAGUCUUAUUUUGCCAAAGACAUC